UGUCUAUUUUUCGCUGUGCUGUGUGACGUGAUGUGCGAUCAUUAACCGCUAAUUUUGCGUGAAAUACUUUUAAUUUUCAUAACGUAAUGAGCGUUAACAAUUUCGACGAUGUGCAUCCUUUAUCCAGUGGCCUGGACGAAGUGGAUAGUCCUCGGAAACGUAUGCGUAUUGAAAGCCCAGCACGCAAAAGUUGGAGCUUAACGGACAGGAAAACUGAUCAGGAGGUGUUGCAAGAGAUGGGAGUUAGUUUUUUAGAUUCAGAUGAAAAUGAGCAGCCUUGUGAAACGGAAACAGUGGGCAGUCCACUUAAACCCAACCUCAAGCGGAAACAUGACAUAGAGAAUGUGAACCCGAACGUGAACAGUAUCACUUCACCGCGCUCCAAGUACAGCCCCCGGAGCCCCCGAGGCAAGAUAUGCAGCCCCAGCCCGGGGCCGUCUAAAGCCAAGAGCCCUAGGAGCUGUGAGAAAUCAAAACCCCUGCACCCGACGGACCUGGAAUCCACACUGCUCCACGACUAUGUGAUCGAGGAGGAGACCCCGAUGGGACAGUCAGUGGCCGGGGCUCCGCGGUACCUGCCCGCGUCGCCGGGGCAGUCCCCGCUGUCCAUAUACACCGACACCAAGGACGGACAGGAUAAGGAUGUCUGCCAGUCUAGCUUGCUAGACUAUGUGAUCGAGGAGGAGACCCCGAUGGGCCAGUCAGUGGCCGGGGCUCCGCGGUACCUGCCCGCGUCGCCGGGGCAGUCCCCGCUGUCCAUAUACACCGACACCAAGGACGGACAGGAUAAGGAUGUCUGCCAGUCACCCAUAGCCGAGCUGCAACUGGCGAACUACCAGACCGGCGUAGAUUCCUUCUCAGUAUUAUCAGAUGAGAUGAUGCUUAGUGUCUUCCGGUGGCUCCCAAAGAGGACCCUGGCGCACUGCAUGCUGGUCUGCAAAAGGUGGCAUCGUGUGGCGUGCGACGAGACGCUGUGGCAGAGACUGGACUUAGGCAACAAGACUCUCAACAAGAACGCUCUAGGAAGGAUACUAGGACGAUUACCGGUCAUAGUUCGCCUUGCGAGCUCAGAGAUCUCAGAAUGGCACCCGACCUCACCGCCGGAGCAGUCUCGAGUCCAGUACUUGGACCUCAGCAUGAGCACCAUAGACCCGCGCACCCUGGACUGCCUUCUAGAACGGUGCGGGGGCGUCAAGAAACUCAGCCUAGAGAGUAUUAAAGUGCAGGAUAGCACCUGCCAACUUAUUGGCAAAUGUAGUAAUUUAGAAACGUUGAAUUUGACGAUGGCGCAAGGGGUCUCCGCCGAAGGACUGACUGCGAUACUAGAAGGCUGUGUUAGUUUACAAUCGUUGAACAUAUCUUGGUGCAACCUGAGCGAAGCGGCGCUUACGGUGCUGGUGUCAAAACUGCCGCAAAAACUGCAGCGGCUGAACCUGGGCGGCGCGAGGAUUAUGACGGAUGACAUGGUGGCGACCCUAUGCUCCCGGGGCUCCCGACUGCUUGAGCUGGACCUGUCCGACUGCUCCCGACUGGGGGCCAAAGCGGUGACCUCAGUAGCUUUGCUGCCUCGGUUAGAGCACCUCGCUCUGAGUCGGUGCUAUCUGCUGCCUCCUCAUGUGCUGACCAAGCUGAGCAGUAUGCCGUCACUGCAGUAUCUAGAGGUGUGGGGGAUGCUGCAGACUGCAUCACUGAAUGCCUUGAGAGCCGCCCUGCCCGCCAUACAAGUCAACCAGUUCAUGUUCAGUGCGAUAGCGCGGCCGACCGUCGGCGCCAGAAGAACAUCUAUUUGGGGACUAAGGACCAGAGACUGACUUACACAUGAAAUAUAUUAUUUUAUUAUCACUCUUCCAACUUUAGAUUAAUAAAGGGACAUUACAUGAGAAUGUCGCUUACGAAAUGAUGAUGAUGAUGACCUUAAACUGGAAAUCGUAAUUUAAGACCAAAAAAAGUAAGACAAUGUUGCCAGUGUUGCCACUGCAA
Molecule: messenger RNA, 1980 nt
Organism: Cydia fagiglandana
Lineage: Eukaryota; Metazoa; Arthropoda; Insecta; Lepidoptera; Tortricidae
Product: S-phase kinase-associated protein 2-like
Exons: 14
Coding region: 87-1811 (574 amino acids)
Biological process (GO): SCF-dependent proteasomal ubiquitin-dependent protein catabolic process
Cellular component (GO): SCF ubiquitin ligase complex
Molecular function (GO): protein binding
Source: RefSeq, a predicted model, not a curated record